GAGCUGAGUGAGCGGAAGCAGAGUCUCAGUCAGUCUGCUGGCACACAGAGAGGCUGCAGCGGCUUCUUUAUUCUUCACAGGUAUUUCACUCCCUUUCUCGCCAGAACAAGUCACCUGGAUUUAAACAAACAAAAAACAAAAACAAAAGAAAAGAAAAGAAAAAACGUGCACUCCACUCGAUGUGAAAAAGACACGAGAGCAGAUCAAAGAGAAGAGAAAUGGGAGCGUUCAGAGUGCUGCUGGGGAGUUUACAUUACAUGGGACUCUACAUGCAACUUAGUGUCUCCACAAGGCAAGCUGGACACGGCGAGGUGGAAAACCACAUCUCUGGGAACGCCAUGUUCACAGACGUGCCUCAUGAUAUGACUGCUCAGAGCGGUCAGGACGUGGAGAUGGCCUGCUCCUUCAGAGGGGCGGGGACGCCCUCGUAUUCACUGGAGAUCCAGUGGUGGUACAUCAGGAACCAUCCUGAGUGGACGGACAGACAGCCCUGGACAACCAAUGAAGUGGCUCCUGAGGAGGAGAUGCCAAAGGAUGCUACAAAGAUAAGUGUUGUGAAGGUCGUUGGAAGCAACAUCUCCCAUAAACUCCGUCUCUCCCGGGUCAAGCCGUCGGACGAGGGCACCUACGAGUGCCGCGUCAUAGACUUCAGCGACGACGUGGGCUCCCGCCACCACCGCGUCAGAGCCUACCUGCAGGUGGUGCAAGAGAGCGACAUCAUCAACGGUAAGCACAACGACAACUUCGAGGCCCUGGACGAUACCAAGGGAGGGGAGGCAUUCGUCAACGGGGACGAGCACCACGGUGGCGCCAAAGAACACGGCCAUCACCAGAAUCACGGGCACCACCAGGAGCACGGCAAGCGGCCUUCACCGCCAGACCACCACGGCCACAGCCACAGUGGCAGCGGUCAGCAGCACAAGGCGGGCAGAGAGCUGAGGAAGAGGGACGUGGACAGUAACCACAGCCACAAUGACUGCACCAACGAGCCAAGCUGCACGCUGUAGAUGUCGGCUCUUCACACCCGAGUAAUAGAUUACACAAGGAUUGCAUAACAUGAUGUGUGUCACUGCAUAAAAAGCUAUUCUUCCUACACAGUGCAAGCGUGUGCACAAAUCCAGAAUCCUUAGAGAUGUACAGUAUGGCUUGUUCAGAGCAGUGCUGUAAACUGUGCUGGGGAGUGUAGCUUUUUCUUGCUGUGCAUGGGUCUGGGUUGGACUGCUUCACUGUCUGUAGAGCCUGGCUUCAUGAUGUGUAGAUCUAAACAGCUCAUCUGUUUCUGGCCUCAAAAAAAAAAGACUUACUAUUAAUCCAUGCUCUGUUCCACUCUUGUACUUUCAAUACUGUAAAUGACACAACCCUGCUUUCAGGCUCAUACUUAUUCCACUGCCUUACUCUCUCAUUUGGUGCACCCUCAGAACUAAGUUGUAACUUUUGUAACUGGGUCUCUGCCCAGUAAAAGAAAAAUGUUGCUUUUAUUCUGAGGGUGCACUGAAUUAAACUAACUAGCCAGUAAUUGUUCCCUGGAAAUCUUGUCGAGUCUGAUUUCUUCGCUUUUUACGUAGAGCUCUUGCUUCAGCUGCAUCUUUAUGUGUGGUAAAUAAUGGACAUGAAUAUGGUGCCAAAUCUGUAUGCACCUGAUUUCUUAAGCUAUUUAUUCUGUGUUUACUCGCAGGGGGAAAGAAACAUGCUUUCUUCAGCAGAAACUCAUCAAGGUCCCACAGCAGCAGUGCUCAUCAAGGACAGAUACCGCCUCAAUUCAUUUUCGUUGGAGUAAAUACAGUGGCAGUGUGGGAUUUUUUAAUAUAUUUGUGCACAGUUCAAACAAAGCACAUCACAGGCUGUAUUUCCCCCACAGCAAUGUUGAGUUUAUGAAUUUGCAGCCCAACAGAAACAAGUGAUUUUUGUUCACCACUUGUGAAGGUUCAGUCCAUUCAUGGCUGUUGAGACUGAGAGAAAUCAAUUGUGUUGUUCCACAUGGAGCGCAUCUGUUUGUAAAGCCAUGAAAAGAUCAAAAUCUGUGCCACUAAAUUUAAAAAUCUGACAUGUUGUGCCUCUGAAUCCACUUUGUGACAAAAAAUCAAUAGAAGAAAUGUGAUGUUUUGGGGAAGAGCAGUGCUGUAUUCCUAUCCCAGCUUAUUCCCCUUAUUCCUCCGAUGCUCUGGUCUAAUGUUUAUCAAUCAUUUAAAAAGCCUCAAUCCUCUCCACUACAAGCCUCUAAUCCACUCUGUAUAUAUGACUGUAUAAUAUGAAGUGAGUGCAUGUUCAGUCAUUUUCUUAAAAAACUUUUUCAACCAACCAUACACAAAGACAGUGAUACUUAAGGAUUUUUCUUUUAAACUCAUUUAUGUAUUUGGUUAAUUUAAAAACACUUUGAAAAGUUUACUUUAAAAGUCCCAUUAAAUAUUUCGUCUUUCAAAGCAGUUUUCAGUUGCUUUACUGCUCUCCAGAAGUGCUGUACAGACAGAUGAAUGACAUAUUCUCUUCAUAGCUGCUCAGAAAGGGGUUCCCCUUAUGUAUCUUAGUACUUAAGCGGUGUUUCUUAAACUACUGUACUGUAUGUGCAGGGCCGCAAACAUGAGUGUUUACUGUGUUUUAAAUGAGCUUGAAUGUGUGAUUCAUUUCGUGCAGUUUGGGACUCGGGUCUGAAAAGAUUUGAGAGGUCGUUUUACUUCUGCCAAUUUUGUAACUCGAUGAUAAUCUCUUUGCUUAGACGCUUGUGAAAAGCACUCUGAAGGGAUGAAAUGGGACAAAGUGCAUGUGGAUAACAUACUGGAUACAGCCUUGAGCAGUGACGGCGAGAAGAGGAAAAUGUUGUUUGUGAAACACUGAAAUUGGCUGUCCAUACUGCCUCAAAAAUAUAGUGUGUCUCAAGGCCAUGCAGGGCUUUACUUCUCUGCUCCAUCACAGGAACUACAGCACUCCUGUUAUUGAUGGCAGUCCCUGUGACGGGGAGGGGGCAGUAGUGACCAGUGGGAUUGUUUUUUUUUUUUUCAACGAUGAUUUGAUGUUUUGUAAAGAAGAGAUCAGUUAGAAAAAAAGAAAAGAGGGAAAAUGUAAAUUUCUUCUAGAAUGUUUGGUCUCACACUUAAGUGUAUGGCUUUAUCAAAUGAAAUAAAUUGUAUAUGAAACA
Cottoperca gobio is the source of this 3133-nucleotide messenger RNA. It is a transcript of the gene vstm2la, whose product is annotated as V-set and transmembrane domain containing 2 like a. The transcript is spliced from 4 exons. Gene Ontology annotation, cellular component: membrane. Lineage: Eukaryota; Metazoa; Chordata; Actinopteri; Perciformes; Bovichtidae. Bases 219 to 1007 code for a protein of 262 amino acids. The record is from RefSeq and is a predicted model, not a curated record.